GCACCGUCCUAUCUCAUACAGAGCACGCCUGUAACUUACAAAGUCAGGUACUGAGUGGGGUGUUCCCGGGCUUAUCGCUUAUCCAACCACCAUGUGGGAAAUUUUCAAAAAUAGUUCGACUCUGCGUACGCUGAUUACAUCCCGAGUUCGACACAGUAGCUACGGUGGUGCCCCAUGGCGGCAAAAGACCCUGAACCGGCCGCUCCCGAGGAGCCAGUGGCCACGGCUUCCUCAAAGAAACGCAAGUCUGCCCAUCCCGAAAUCGAGGUUGACCUCUCCCUCCCAGAGCCUCCGUCCAAGAAGGCUCGUCGUGCGCUCAAGAAGGGCAAGACACUGCCCGCGAAACCAGCGUCAAGCGAUGACGAGACCGACGGCAAGGCGGCCGAGGACGGACAAGCGAAUGGGGCCAAGGAUGGCAAGAAGAAGAAGAAGGAACGGUCGCCGCACGGCGUCUGGAUUGGGAACCUCCCCUUCACCACGACCAAAGCCGAAUUGCGCAAGUGGCUAGUCGACAACUCUGGCGGGUCCAUUGCCGACGACGCCAUCACGCGUGUGCACAUGCCGACGACGAAGCCCGCCGCCGGAGCGGGACCGAAGAAGACGCCCGAGAACCGCGGCUUCGCCUACGUGGACUUCGCCUCGUUCGACGCCAACGUCGCCGCUAUCGCGCUGUCUGAGACCGAGCUCAACGGGCGCAAGCUGCUGAUCAAGGACAGCAAGAACUUUGAGGGGCGGCCCAAGAAGGAGGAGCCCGCGGUUGCAGCAGCAAACGGCUCGGGAGCCAAGGCCGCGUUAUCAGGCGCCAAAGCCGCCGCCAGCGGCAGCACCAAGAUCUUCGUCGGCAACCUGGCGUUCAACACCACCGAAGACGAUCUGCACGCGCACUUUGAGAAGUGCGGCAAGAUCCGCUGGAUCAAGGUGGCCACCUUUGAAGAUUCGGGCAAGUGCAAGGGGUACGGCUGGGUCAACUUUGAGCAGCCCGAGGCGGCGGCGUGGGCAGUGAAGGGGUUCGUCAAGCUGCGGGAAACGGUUGAGACACUGGAGGAUUUCAUGGACGAGGAUCCCAAGGCGGCAGACGGGGAAGGGCCAGCCCAAGGGGACGACGCACUGAAAGCCGAUGACAACGACAACGACGACGACGACAGCACCAAAACGAACAAACCCAAAUCCUCCCAACCCCAGAAAGAACCACCCCGCACCCGCACCCGCACCCGCAAAUGGUGGGUCAAUCAGCUACUCGGACGCACCCUCAAAAUCGAGCUAGCCGAGGACGACCAGACGCGCUACCACAAGCGCUUCGGCAAGGGCGCGGCGGCCGCCGCGGCCGCCCGGCAAAAGAAGCAGCAGAAAACACAGCAGUCAAAGCACUCCAAGGCUGGACCCAGCGGAGCAGACGGCGACGGCGACGGCGACGGCGGCGCAUUAACAACAACAUCAUCAACAACAACAACACCGACGACAACAGACGGGAAGGACCAGAAAAAGAAGAAGGGGAAAGAGAGCAAGGAGAUCUCUUACCACACCGACAUCAGCGUCGCGCGGCUGACGGGCGCGGCGGUGGCGCCCGCGGGGAAGAAGAUCACGUUCGACUGAGCCUGGCUCGGGCGGGGCAAAGCAGAAAAGACAGAAAAAAUGGCUGGCGGAGGGUGUGGUAUGGUGUGGCAUGGUGCGGUGUGGUGUUGGGCAGGCGAC
Thermothielavioides terrestris NRRL 8126 is the source of this 1692-nucleotide messenger RNA. RefSeq lists its product as uncharacterized. Bases 175 to 1593 code for a protein of 472 amino acids. The record is from RefSeq and is a predicted model, not a curated record. The transcript has a single exon. Gene Ontology annotation, molecular function: RNA binding. Lineage: Eukaryota; Fungi; Ascomycota; Sordariomycetes; Sordariales; Chaetomiaceae.